AAGAUGUGCAGCAUCUGCCUUGACCAAUUAGAGUGAAAAAAAAAAAUAGUCUAUGUCUUUUAUAACAUCUGUCCUACUACAAAAACAUGGUGAUGAGGCCUGUUGCUGUACAGGCCUCUGAUUCCUUAGUAAUGGAUCAGCCCUUAACACUAUUGGUACCUCAUGCUGUAGCAGUUCUCCCCUUACAACUCAAAAGUGCAUACAAGUCACCAGUAACACACCUCUCAUGCACAACAGUGCUCUUAUCACACCAAACUGACACCAAAACUGACCCUUGGCUAAGUGGAAUGGGAACUUGGCUUGUAACCGGAAGGUUGCUGGUUCAAGUCCCCACUGUGAACUGAACUGUGUUGUAUUACUGUUUCAGCCACACCACCAUCAUCCUGCUCCCUGAUUGGCUGCCGUGACAAAAUUCAUCAUAGAUCUCUGCAGACCUUGUUUUUUAAUUUUUCACAUUUAGUGAACACAAGUUGAUUAGGUGCGAUUAGCCAUGAACUGCAAAACUUGAAUUAGAAGUAUUCAUUUUUGCAUGCACACCAAUUAGUGAUAGUGUGCAGGGAUUAUGAUGCAUACAAUUGUGUGGUAAAAAUUAGGUUGAAGUACUGAGUCACCAUUAUAUCCAUGCAUGAAUAUUCGUACAUAUUUGUAUAUGUCCUUGUAUUCUUUGAGACAUGAUUUGUACAUUUGUGAGUAAAAAUAAACCUCAUAUCAUCUCCAGCAAGUUUCCAUGGUUACAUUUACAAGUAGCAUGUUAUGCCCUGCCCCUACAGUUUCUGUCUGCCGAGGUAAGCGGUGUGCAAGACUAAACAAUGUUGUCAUAAGUCAAUAAAAUUGGUGAUGUGGUGAUGGAACUGAACUCAGAAAAAGGAUGAACCAGGUAGAAGUCAUGAGGGUACAUUUAGACACCAGCUACCUCAUGCUUGUGUUGUCCUCCUGCUUUUCCUCCACUGUGUCUUCUUUUUAUUCCUCCUCUUGUCAGUCACAGGGUCAGUUUCAUUUAAAUGGAAUACACAAAACUGGAGAUGUCAUCCUCGGUGGAAUUUUUCAAAUCCACUUCUUUGCUGCCUAUCCUGACCUGUCCUUUACCUCAGAGCCACGUCAGCCGACCUGCUAUGGUUUUGAUUAUUUAGGAUUCAGACAGGCUCAGUCCAUGGCCUUUGCUAUUGAUGAGAUCAAUAGAAACUCCAACCUACUGCCUAAUGUGACUCUGGGAUACAGUCUGUAUGAUAACUGCCUCGAAAUAGGAAUUGGUACAGCACUGACCUUAGUCAGUGGUCAAGAAGAGCAAGUUGCAUUAGAGGACAACUGUGUAGGAACUCCUCCUGUCCUAGGGAUUGUGGGAGAUUCUUCCUCUACUCGUACUAUUGCCAUAUCCACAGUCAUAGGUUUGUACAGAGUGCCUUUGGUGAGUUAUUUUGCCACAUGUUCCUGCCUGAGUGAUCGACAAAAGUUCCCAUCUUUCUUUAGGACGAUCCCGAAUGAUGCUUUUCAGGUGAAUGCUAUGAUUCAGAUUCUAAAACACUUUGGUUGGACUUGGGCAGGUCUGAUCACUAGUGAUGAUGAUUAUGGAGUCCACGCUGCCCGAUCCUUUCACUCUGAUCUGGGUCCAGCUGGUGGAGGUUGUCUGGCUUACACAGAGACUUUGCCCUGGGGUGACGACCCUGCUGAAUUAAGGAGAAUAGUGGAUGUGAUGAGGAAAUCUACAGCUCGAGUGGUGAUUGUGUUUUCAAACAAGAGUCGUAUGAUUAACCUCAUGAAAGAGGUGGUGAGGCAGAAUGUGACAGGUCUGCAGUGGAUGGGAAGUGAAGCCUGGACAUCAGUUGAAGUGCUCCAGACUCCCCACCUCAUGCCAUAUCUGGGUGGAACACUGGGCAUCUCCAUCCGUCGAGGAGAAAUACCAGGACUCAGGGACUUCCUGUCACAAAUACGUCCUGACCUACAUCACAACAACACAGAGGAGAAUAGCAUGGUGAAUCAGUUUUGGGAACACACAUUUCAGUGUAGAUUUGCACCACCUCCAGCAGGUUGGGUGGAAGCUGGAGGAGAAUUAUGCACUGGACAGGAAGUUAUAGAGAAUGUGGAGAAUGAAUUGGUGGAUGUUUCAGACCUCAGACCAGAGUAUAAUGUGUAUAAGGCUGUGUACGCUCUGGCAUAUGCUCUUGAUGACAUGCUGCAGUGUGAGCCAGGGAGAGGACCUUUCAGCAACAACACCUGUGCUCAUUUACAAAGACUGGAGCCAUGGCAGCUUGUGUAUUAUUUGGAGAAAGUCAACUUCACGACAACAUUUGGUGAUCAAGUGUCAUUUGAUGAGAAUGGUGAUGCCUUGCCAAUAUAUGACAUCAUGAACUGGGAGUGGCUCCCUGAUGGAAGAACUAAAGUUCAGAGAGUGGGUGAGGUUAAGAGGUCAGCCUUCAAAGGUGAAGAACUCACACUGGAUGAAGACAAAAUCUUCUGGAACUUUGAGUCCAAACAGCCUCCUCUGUCAGUGUGCAGUGAGAGUUGUCCUCCAGGUACCCGCAUGGCCAGAAAGAAGGGGGAACCUGAGUGUUGUUUUGACUGUGUCCCUUGUUCUGAGGGAAAGAUCAGCAAUACAACUGACUCCAUGGAGUGCACCAGUUGUCCAGAAGAUUUCUGGUCCAGCCCCCAGCGUGACCACUGUGUUCCUAAGAAAACAGAGUUCCUCUCCUACCAUGAGCCUCUGGGUAUCUGCUUGACAACCACCUCACUGUUGGGCACAUUUAUCUGUGUUGUUGUUCUGGGCAUCUUCAUCCAUCAUCACAGCACACCUAUAGUUCGUGCCAACAAUUCAGAACUCAGUUUCCUUCUCUUGGUGUCACUUAAGUUCUGUUUCCUCUGCUCGUUGCUCUUCAUUGGACGACCCAGAUUAUGGACUUGCCAACUAAGACAUGCAGCAUUUGGCAUCAGCUUUGUGCUUUGUGUCUCAUGUAUCCUGGUGAAAACCAUGGUGGUUCUGGCUGUGUUCAGGGCCUCCAAACCAGGAGGUGAAUCCAGUCUGAAGUGGUUUGGUGCUGUACAGCAGAGAGGGACAGUUCUGUUUCUAACUUCUAUUCAAGCAGCAAUCUGCACUGUCUGGCUUGUCUCUGCUUCACCAAUGCCUCAUAAAAACACCCAGUAUCACAGUGACAAGAUAGUUUAUGAGUGUGUAGUUGGGUCCACAGUUGGUUUUGCAGUUUUACUUGGUUAUAUUGGUCUACUGGCUGUCCUCAGUUUUUUGUUUGCUUUUCUAGCGAAAAAUCUUCCAGACAGUUUCAAUGAAGCCAAACUCAUCACUUUCAGCAUGCUGAUCUUCUGUGCAGUGUGGGUGGCCUUUGUCCCUGCUUACAUCAGCUCACCAGGCAAAUAUGCAGAUGCGGUGGAGGUAUUUGCCAUCCUGGCCUCCAGUUUUGGCCUCUUGGUGGCACUGUUUGGACCCAAAUGUUACAUAAUCCUGUUGAGACCAGAGAGAAACACAAAGAAAGCCAUCAUGAGUCGAGGCACAAAGUAACAUCGUCAAUAUAGACAAUAAGGAUUUGUAGAUUGAAAAAAAAAAAAAGCAUGCCCUUUUCAAACCCAUUUUUUUUUCAUUUGCAUUCACCGUAUAUGAACAGAGUUGAAAAUUAUGAGAUUGAAAGCAAUAAAUAAACUUGUUUCAUUGACAACA
Molecule: messenger RNA, 3661 nt
Organism: Solea senegalensis (Senegalese sole)
Lineage: Eukaryota; Metazoa; Chordata; Actinopteri; Pleuronectiformes; Soleidae
Product: extracellular calcium-sensing receptor-like
Exons: 9
Coding region: 869-3505 (878 amino acids)
Biological process (GO): G protein-coupled receptor signaling pathway
Cellular component (GO): membrane
Molecular function (GO): G protein-coupled receptor activity
Source: RefSeq, a predicted model, not a curated record